This is a messenger RNA of Nilaparvata lugens (brown planthopper), 3118 nucleotides long. RefSeq names its product methionine--tRNA ligase, cytoplasmic (gene MetRS). NCBI's taxonomy places the organism in Eukaryota, Metazoa, Arthropoda, Insecta, Hemiptera, Delphacidae. The record is from RefSeq and is a predicted model, not a curated record. Gene Ontology annotation, molecular function: ATP binding; methionine-tRNA ligase activity. Gene Ontology annotation, cellular component: cytosol; aminoacyl-tRNA synthetase multienzyme complex. Gene Ontology annotation, biological process: methionyl-tRNA aminoacylation.
CAUCAGCAAAGCCGAAGCUGCAGCGUGUCGUGUCCGGGUCUCGAUUAUUUUUUGAAAGUGAGUUGUAUGCUAAUUUGUGGUAAAUGUUGCAUAUUCAAACAUGAAGUUAUUUACUAAUCCUGGAAAUAGUGCAUCUCUUAAAAUUUUAAUAUCAUCAGUAUUUGGAAAAAAUGAAAUUGUCAUCGAAGUCAUUUCUAUAAAUGUCUUCUCAGAUGCCAGUUUCCAGGCGCCAAAGCGACUACCUGUUCUACAAGUGGACGAUGUGAGCAUAUUCUCUUCCAAUGCUGCGGCACAAUUAUUGUAUCCUCCAAAAGAUAGCACUUUGUCCGCAGUACAAAAGUGGCUUGAUUGGGAAGCAGUAUCAUUACAACCUGCUCUUGUGAAGAGCUCAAAAAUCGAAAACUGCUCGAUUGUCGGUGAACUUGUAGGUAAACUCAACUCAACACUAGCAAAACAGCAGCAUCUAAUCAAGGACAUUUUGACGGUCUCUGAUAUAGUUGUGUGGAGUACGCUCUUCCCAAUAUUCUCCGAUGAUCAAUUGGAACCGAUCUUUAGCGCAAAAUACGAGAGCGUAGCAAAAUGGUUCAAGAAUUUAGCGAAUCUACCUGAGUUCGAGAGCGGUGUGGAGAAAUUUGCAAAUGCUGGUGGCGUUUCGUGCAUUCAAAGUGUUGGCGCUGCCGGUUACUUCCCAGCCGUUAGUACUGUGACAACUGCUUCUGAAUCAUCUAAAAAGACAAAACCACAUAAAGAUCCACUUCCAUCGGAAUCUUCUGAAAGUUCAGAUGCAUUACCCAAGGAGCCUCCUAUUACUGAUGCUGAGCUUCAAUCAGCUCAAAAAGCUUGGAAGAGUGGGCCAACGGCCACGCCCAAGCCUACUGUCACACCAGUAUUACCUGUAGCAGGGGAGCGUAAUGUCCUCAUCACUUCGGCACUACCGUAUGUUAAUAACGUGCCACAUCUUGGCAAUAUAAUUGGUUGUGUUCUAUCAGCAGAUGUGUUUGCCAGGUAUUCACGUUUGAAGAACUGGAAUACUCUGUUUGUUUGUGGCACUGAUGAAUAUGGAACCGCCACUGAAACAAAGGCUAUAGAAGAAGGAUUGACUCCGGAACAAAUAUGUAACAAGUAUUUUGAAAUACACAAAGAAAUCUAUUCUUGGUUCAAUAUUCAAUUCGAUAAAUUUGGUCGAACCACGACCAAGGAGCAAACUGAAGUUGUUCAUGAGAUGUUCAGAAGCGUUCAUUCCAAUGGAUUUACAUCCAUAUCAGCGAUGGAACAGCUUCUCUGAAAAUGCGAUAAGUACUUAGCAGAUAGAUUCGUUGAGGGCACUUGCCCCAAGUGCAGCUAUGAAGAUGCAAGAGGUGAUCAGUGUGAUGGAUGCGGCAAUCUAAUAAAUGCAGUUGAACUUAUCAACCCCCGGUGCAAGCUAUGCCAAACCAGGCCUGUCGUCAGACUAUCAGAUCAGCUGUUCCUCGAACUUCCUAAGGUUGAGAAGCAAGUAGAACAGUGGGUAGAAUCUACUAGUGACGGCUGGUCUAAUAACGCCAAAGUGAUAAGUAAGGCGUGGCUGAAGGAUGGCUUGAAACCCCGAUGUAUUACUCGAGAUCUCAAGUGGGGAAUUCCUGUGCCUCUACCUGGAUUUGAAAAGAAGGUAUUCUAUGUGUGGUUCGACGCUCCCAUAGGCUAUUUGAGCAUCACUAAAACCUACACAGACAAGUGGAGGAGUUGGUGGGAGAAAGACAAGUCAGGAAAAGUGAAGGUCAGUCUGUAUCAGUUCAUGGCUAAGGACAACGUUCCAUUCCACAGCAUCAUGUUCCCGUCCACUUUGUUUGCAGCUGGCGGCCAUUUUAAUCUCGUCAAUCACCUGAUGGCUACUGAGUAUCUGAACUAUGAGGAUGGCAAAUUUUCCAAAUCGAGAGGUGUUGGUGUUUUUGGAACUGAUGCGAAAGAAACUGGAAUUCCCAGCGACAUCUUCAGGUUCUACUUGCUGUACGUGAGGCCUGAAGGUCAGGACUCCUCUUUCAGCUGGCAUGAUCUGGUUACCAAAAAUAACUCUGAACUCCUCAACAACCUUGGCAACUUCAUCAAUAGAGCGUUGAUGUUUGUGGAAAAGUUUUUCGAUUACUUGAUUCCGGAAAUAAACCUCAAUGAAGAUGAUUUCACGUAUGUAGUUUACAUAAACAGAUUGCUCUCGGAGUAUUCAUCGGCCUUAGAAAACGGAAGACUUCGGUUUGGUCUAAGACACAUUCUAGGCAUAUCCCGAUAUGGCAAUCUGUACUUCCAAACCAAUCAACCAUGGGCUUUGAUGAAAGGAUCACCAGAAGAUAAGAAGAGGGCUGGCUCAAUAAUUUUAUUCAAUAAAUGUUCGAAUGCCUUUCAAAGGUUUGAAAUAAUGUUAGAACUGUUAUUGCAGCCAGCUCCACUAUUCACCAAAAUAGAGCCAUCGACAGUGGACGAGUUGAAGAAGCGAUUUGCAGGGAAGCAGCAGCCUGUGGCCAAUGCGGGGCCAAUUGGCGCCACCAAUAAGAAGAAACAGGCCAGCGCACCAUCACCAUCAUCAUCAUCACCAACUUCAGCUGCUAUCAAGGCAAUGGAAGAAGCUGUAGCUAAACAGGGAAAUCUUGUGAGGGAAAUGAAAGGCAGUGGCUCUCCGAAAAGUGAAUGGCAGUCUCAGGUGACCGUUUUGCUUGACUUGAAAAAGCAGCUGGCGGAACUACAGAUGAAUACGCCAGUUGCCAACAGUGAAUCGGCAACUAUGGAUGUUGAAACACUAAAGAAAAAGGUUGCUGAACAGGGAGACUUGGUAAGGAAGAUAAAAUCGAGUGGUGUUCCAAAGAGUGAAUGGCAACCACACGUUGACGUGCUUUUGAGCUUGAAAAAGCAGUUAGCUGAGGCAGAAAAGCAAUCUCCAUCCAGCAACAGCAGUGUUGCAGACCCGAAACAGGCCAUCAAAGAUAUUGAAGAAAAAAUCGCCAAACAGGGCGAUUUAGUGCGAAAAAUGAAAGGUAGUGGCGUAGCCCGCUCAGAAUGGCAACCACAAGUCGACGUUCUGCUUGAUCUGAAAAAACAACUUGUUGCUGCCCAAAAAAGUUGAUGAUGAAUAAAGAUUAUUAAGAAAAAA